Messenger RNA from Puma concolor (puma), 2709 nucleotides. It is a transcript of the gene THAP9, whose product is annotated as THAP domain containing 9. The record is from RefSeq and is a predicted model, not a curated record. NCBI's taxonomy places the organism in Eukaryota, Metazoa, Chordata, Mammalia, Carnivora, Felidae.
AUGACCCGAAGUUGCUCGGCAGUUGGCUGCAGCACCCGGGACACCGUGCUGAGCCGGGAGCGCGGCCUCUCCUUCCACCAAUUUCCAACUGAUACCAUACAGCGCUCAAAAUGGAUCAGGGCUGUUAAUCGUGUGGACCCCAGAAGCAAAAAGAUUUGGAUCCCAGGACCAGGUGCUAUACUAUGUUCCAAACAUUUUCAAGAAAGUGACUUUGAGUCAUAUGGCAUAAGAAGAAAGCUGAAAAAAGGAGCUGUGCCUUCUGUUUCUCUAUACAAGGUUCUUCAAGGUGUACACCUUAAAGGUAAAGCAAAACAGAAAAUCCUAAAACAGCCACUUCCUGAUAAUUCUCAAGAGGUUGCUACUGAGGACCACAACUACAGUUUAAAGAGACCUCUGACAAUUGGUGCAGAGAAACUGGCUGAGGUGCAACAGAUGCUACAAGUGUCCAAAAAAAGACUGGUUUCUGUGAAAAACUACAGGAUGAUCAAGAAGAGAAAGGGCUUACGACUAAUUGAUGCACUUGUCGAAGAGAAACUACUUUCUGAAGAAACAGAGUGUCUGCUACGAGCACAGUUUUCAGAUUUUAAGUGGGAAUUGUAUAACUGGAGAGAAACAGCUGAGUACUCCACAGAAAUGAAACAGUUUGCAUGUACACUCUACUUGUGCAGUAGCAAAGUCUAUGAUUAUGUAAGAAAGAUUCUCAAGCUGCCUCAUUCUUCCAUCCUCAGGACAUGGUUAUCCAAAUGCAAACCCAGUCCAGGCUUCAACAGCAACAUUUUUUCUUUUCUUCAGCGAAGAGUAGAGAACGGAGACCAGCUCUACCAGUAUUGUUCACUGAUAAUAAAAGGCAUAUCUCUCAAGCAACAACUUCAGUGGGACCCCAGCAGUCACCAUUUGCAAGGGUUUAUGGACUUUGGCCUCGGCAUACUUGAUGCUGAUGAAACGCCCCUUGCAUCCGAAACUAUUUUGUUAAUGGCCGUGGGUAUUUCUGGUCACUGGAGAACGCCUCUUGGUUAUUUUUUUGUUAACAGGGCAUCUGGAUAUUUGCAGGCUCAGCUGCUUCGUCUUACCAUUGGCAAACUAAGUGACAUAGGGAUCACGGUUUUGGCCGUCACCUCUGAUGCUACAGCUCACAGCGUUCAGAUGGCAAAAGCGUUGGGAAUACAUAUUGACGGAGACAACAUGAAGUGUACAUUUCAGCAUCCCUCAUCUUCUAGUCAACAGAUUGCAUACUUCUUUGAUUCUUGCCACUUGCUCAGAUUAAUAAGAAAUGCAUUUCAGAAUUUUCAAAGCAUUCAGUUUAUUAAUGGCACGGCACAUUGGCAGCACCUUGUGGACUUAGUAGCCCUGGGGGACCAGGAAUUAGCAAACAUAGAAAGACUCCCAAGAAAACUUGCAAAUUUGAAAAACCACGUGCUGAAGACGAACUGUGCUGCCCAGCUGUUCAGUGAGAGUGUGGCCAGCGCGUUGGAGUGCUUGCUAUCGUUAGGCCUGCCUCCUUUUCAAAACUGUAUUGGUACCGUCCAUUUUUUACGCUUAAUUAACAACCUGUUUGACAUUUUUAAUAGUAGGAACUGUUACGGAAAGGGACUUAAAGGACCUCUACUGCCUGAAACUUAUAGUAAAAUUAAUCGCGUGUUAAUUGAAGCCAAGACAAUCUUUGUUACAUUAUCUGACGCUAGCAAUAAUCAAAUAAUUAAAGGUAAGCGAAAACUAGGAUUCCUGGGAUUUUUGCUUAAUGCUGAGAGCCUAAAAUGGCUCUAUCAGAAUUACAUUUUCCCAAAGGUCAUGCCUUUUCCAUAUCUUCUGACUUAUAAAUUCAGUCAAGAUCAUCUGGAAUUAUUUCUCAAGAUGCUUAGACAGGUAUUAGUAACCGGUUCUAACCCUACCUGUAUGGCAUUCCAGAAAGCUUACCAUAAUUUGGAGACCAGAUACAGAUCACAAGACGAAGCCUUUCUAAGUGAAGUAAGCAUCCUUGACAUUUCAAUUGCUCGAAGGACAGACUUGGCCCUUUGGACCGUUCAGCGUCAGUAUGGCGUCAGCGGCAUAAAGACUCUUUUUCACAAAGAGGAUAUUUGCCGAGACUGGUCUAAUUGUUCGCUAAGUGAGGCGUUACUAGAUCUGUCAGAUCACAGGCAAAAACUCAUCUGUUGUGCCAGUUAUGUUGCAAAUAAGUUAUCAGCUCUUUUAACUUGUGAGGAGUGCAUCAGUGCACUGUAUGCAUCAGAUCUCAAGGUUGCUAAAAUUGGGUCACUGUUGUGUGUUAAAAAGAAGAAUGGUUUACAUUUCCCUUCACAAAGUCUUUGUCAAGUCAUAAAUAUUUGUGAGCGAGUUGUAAGAACCCAUUCAAGAAUGACAGUCUAUGAACUACUUCCUAAACAGAGAGAAUUGUAUCUUCAGCAGAAAAUAUUAUGUGAGCUUUCUGGGCAUAUUUAUCUUUUUGUAGAUUUAGAUGAACAUCUCUUUGACGGAGAAGUGUGUGCCAUCAAUCACUUUGUAAAGUUACUAAAGGAUAUAAUAAUCUGUUUCUUAAAGAUCAGAGGUAAAGAUGCAGCUCAGUACUCUUUAAAACACCAUUCAGAAAGAAUUGAAAUGAAAACUUUGCCAAGAAUACACUGGUCAUCAUUACAGGAUUACAGAUGUUCAAGUUUUGCUAAUACCAAUAAAUGCAGGCAUUUGUUAAGUAAUGAUGGAUAUCCAUUCAAAUGA